Messenger RNA from Debaryomyces hansenii CBS767, 4707 nucleotides. It is a transcript of the gene MYO2, whose product is annotated as myosin 2. The record is from RefSeq and is a predicted model, not a curated record. Gene Ontology annotation, molecular function: microfilament motor activity; actin filament binding; ATP binding. Gene Ontology annotation, biological process: vesicle transport along actin filament; actin filament organization. NCBI's taxonomy places the organism in Eukaryota, Fungi, Ascomycota, Pichiomycetes, Serinales, Debaryomycetaceae. Gene Ontology annotation, cellular component: vesicle; actin cytoskeleton; myosin complex. The transcript has a single exon. The coding region runs from base 1 to 4707 and encodes 1568 amino acids.
AUGGUUAUGUCCUAUGAUGUUGGUACCCGUUGUUGGUAUCCAGACGAAAAGCUUGGGUGGAUAGGAGCUUCAGUUACGUCGAAUAAGAAGCAGGAUAAUAAUAAAUAUGUAUUGGAAUUAGUUUCAGACACUGAUGAGUCUCAGACGUUCACAAUCGAAACGGACGAUUUAAAUGACGAUAAUGACAAAUUACCACCAUUACGAAACCCACCUAUUUUGGAAGCGGCCGAAGAUUUGACCAGUUUGUCUUAUUUGAACGAACCAGCCGUUUUGCAUGCCAUCAAGCUUCGUUACUCGCAAUUGAAUAUUUACACCUACUCUGGGAUAGUUUUGAUUGCGACAAACCCGUUCCAACGGGUUGACCAGUUGUAUUCGCAAGAUAUUAUUCAAGCGUAUGCCGGUAAAACAAGAGGUGAGUUAGAUCCACAUUUGUUUGCAAUUGCUGAAGAUGCUUAUAGAUGUAUGAAGAUCGACGGUAAAAAUCAAACCAUUGUGGUAAGUGGUGAAUCAGGUGCUGGGAAGACUGUUAGUGCAAAGUAUAUCAUGAGAUAUUUCGCUUCUGUCGAAGAAGAUUCUGAAUUAGUUUCUAAUAUUGGAACUGAACAUAAAUCUGACAUGUCUGACGUCGAAAAGCAAAUUUUGGCUACUAAUCCUAUUAUGGAAGCAUUCGGUAAUGCUAAAACAACUAGAAAUGAUAAUUCUUCAAGAUUCGGUAAAUAUUUGGAAAUUUUAUUCGACAACACAACAUCGAUCAUUGGUGCUAGGAUUAGGACAUAUUUAUUAGAAAGAUCGAGGUUAGUCUUCCAACCUAAGAGUGAGAGGAAUUACCAUAUUUUUUAUCAAAUAUUAGCCGGUAUGAAAGAUGGCGAUAAAGCGACUUUAGGUUUAACUAGCGCUGAAGACUAUAAAUACACUAAUCAAGGUGGUUUUCCUCGUAUUGAUGGGGUAGAUGAUGCUGAAGAGUUUAACAUUACUAAAGACGCCUUGUCUUUGAUUGGAGUUGGUAAAGAGAAACAAAUGGAAAUUUAUAAGAUUUUGGCAGCCUUAUUACAUAUUGGUAAUAUUGAAAUUAGUGCUACUAGAAACGAUGCUCAUUUAUCAUCAGACGAACCAAAUUUGGUUAAAGCGUGUGAAUUAUUAGGUAUUGAUCCUAUGAACUUCAGUAAAUGGUGUGUAAAAAAGCAGAUUACUACAAGAUCUGAGAAGAUUGUGAGUAAUUUAAACCAUAAUCAAGCAAAUGUAGCUAGAGAUUCCUUUGCCAAAUAUAUCUAUUCCGCAUUGUUUGAUUGGUUAGUCAAUUAUGUGAAUACUGAUUUAUGUCCACCUGAAGUUGGUGAAAAAAUUAAAUCAUUUAUUGGGGUCUUAGAUAUCUACGGGUUUGAGCAUUUUGAGAAGAAUUCUUUUGAACAGUUCUGUAUUAAUUAUGCCAAUGAAAAAUUACAGCAGGAAUUUAAUCAGCAUGUUUUCAAACUUGAGCAAGAAGAGUAUGUUAAAGAAGAAAUUGAAUGGUCAUUCAUUGAUUUUGCAGACAAUCAGCCAUGCAUUAAUUUGAUCGAAAAUAAGUUGGGUAUUUUAUCAUUAUUAGAUGAAGAAUCGAGAUUACCUGCCGGUAACGAUCAAUCAUGGAUUGAAAAAAUGUAUCAAACCCUCGAUAAGGAACCAACUAAUAAGGUUUUUAAGAAGCCAAGGUUUGGUCAAACUAAAUUCAUAGUCAGUCAUUAUGCUCUUGAUGUUAGCUACGAUAUUGAUGGUUUCAUUGAAAAGAAUAGAGACACCGUUGGUGAAGGCCAUUUGGAUGUCAUGAAACAAUCAACUAAUGAAAUGUUACAAUCUGUUCUUGAAAUUAUAGAUAAGAAUGCAAAAGCUUUGGAAGCAUCGAAGCCUGAAACUAAUUCUAGAGUAAGAUCAGUUGCAAGCAAAAAGCCAACAUUGGGUUCUAUGUUCAAAAACUCUUUAAUUGAAUUGAUGAAGACUAUUGAUUCUACAAAUGUUCAUUAUAUCAGAUGUAUUAAGCCUAAUGAAGAAAAGAAAGCUUGGGAGUUUGACUCGUUAAUGGUCUUAUCUCAAUUGCGGGCAUGUGGUGUUUUAGAAACUAUUAGAAUUUCAUGUGCUGGAUUCCCUUCAAGGUGGCCAUAUGUCGAAUUCGCUGACAGAUAUCAUAUAUUAGUUCCUUCGAGUUUGUGGAUGGAAGUUAUGAGUGGUGAGACAACACAGGAAUCUGUUAGUGACUUGUGUAAUAAGAUUUUGGAUACAAAUAUCGAAGAUAAGAGUAAAUACCAAUUAGGUAAUACUAAAAUUUUCUUCAAAGCUGGUAUGUUGGCACAUUUCGAAAAAUUGAGGUCUGAUAAGUUAUUCCAAUCGGCUGUUAUGAUCCAAAAGAACUUAAGAAGGCGCUAUCACCAAAACAACUAUUCAAAUAUUAGACAGUCACAUAUUAGUUUGCAAGCUUUAGUUCGUGGACAUACAAAGAGAACCCAAAUCAGAAAGGAAACUGAAGAUAAGGCUGCGACGAAUAUACAAACUGCUAUUAGGGGAUUCAUGGCUAGAAAGCAAUUAAAAGAUACCCUUGCGUCUAUUGUCGUCUUACAGAAAUCCAUUAGAGGUUUGCAAGGAAGAAGAAACUUUACCCGUGCAAGGUCGGAAAAAUCAGCUAUCACCUUACAGAAUGCUUGGAGAGGUCAUACUGCUAGACGUGAUUAUAAGAAGUCUAUGAAGGCAGUUGUCUUACUUCAAUCCUGUUUCAGAAGGAAGUUGGCCAUUGGUGAAUUGAAGGAUUUGAAGGUUAAUGCUAAAUCAGUCAAUCACUUGAAAGAGGUUUCUUACAAAUUAGAAAACAAGGUUAUUGAAUUAACUCAGUCGUUAACUUCCAAAAUUCAAGAUAAUAAGAAGUUAGUCAGCGAAAUUGCAGGCUUGAAGGUCUUGUUAGAUCAAUCAAGUAACGUGCAUGAAACCUUGAAAUCUAGAGAACUUGAAUUUAAUGAAAAGUAUGACUCUCAAAAUGUAGGACAUCAACAAGAAAUCGAAAGCUUGAAUAAGGAAUUAGAAUCCAUUAAGUCUGAAUAUUCUUCAGCUGAACAGAAGAUAGAACAAUUAACUAAGGAGCAAGCAGAUUUAAGACAAGAAGUGCAUCGUAAUAUCGAAGAAUUGAAUCAAGCUAAGGAUGCUCUUGUUAAGCGUGAUACAAUUGAAGUUGACUUGAAAUCUCAUAUUGAGCAGUUGAAAUCUGAAAUUGCAAGUUUGCAAUCGCAACAACAGAAAGGUGUUAUUUCCAAUCCAAAAUCGAGAAAUGUCAGUAACAAGCGCCAUAGUAGCGCUUUAGCUUGGAACUCACCAGCAUCAUUAGAUCAAAAUGGCAACAGACCAGUAUCAGUAAUUGCUGUUUCAAAUGAUGAGGACGCCAAUGUGGAUGAUAUCAAUGAUGAAUUGUUCAGAUUAUUAAGAGACUCAAGGCAGUUGCAUAAGGAAAUCGUUGAAGGAUUGUUAAAGGGUUUGAAAAUUCCACCUGCCGGUGUUGCAGCUGACUUGACCAGAAAAGAAGUGUUAUUCCCUGCAAGAAUUAUAAUUAUUAUAUUAUCUGAUAUGUGGAGACUAGGCUUAACCAAGGAAAGUGAAGAGUUUUUAGGUGAAGUUUUGGCAGCCAUUCAACAGAUUGUAUCCACAUUAAAGGAUGAUGAAGUCAUUUCAAAUGGGGCCUUUUGGUUAUCAAACACACAUGAAUUAUAUUCAUUUGUUUCGUAUGCUCAACAGACCAUUAUUGCAAAUGACACAUUAUCUCACGAGAUGAGCGAGGAAGAAUUCGACGAAUACUUGAAAUUAGUUGCAGUCGUGAAGGAAGACUUUGAAUCCCUUUCAUAUAAUAUUUACAAUAUGUGGAUGAAAAAAAUGGAAAAGGAUUUAGAGAAGAAAGCUGUCUCUGCGGUAGUUUUGUCUCAAUCUUUACCAGGAUUUAUGGCACCAGAGAAUUCGCCAUUUUUGGCCAAGGUCUUUUCUCCAGGUGUGCAAUAUAAGAUGGAUGAUAUAUUGAGCUUUUUUAAUUCAGUAUACUGGUCUAUGAAGUCAUAUUUCAUUGAAUAUGAAGUUAUGAAUGAAGUAAUAAUCGAAUUAUUAAGGUUCGUUGAUGCCUUAUGUUUCAACGAUUUAAUCAUGAGACGUAAUUUCUUGUCGUGGAAGAGAGGUUUGCAAUUAAAUUACAAUGUGACGAGAUUAGAAGAAUGGUGCAAGGGUCAUGAAAUCCAAGAAGGCUCUGGAUAUUUAAAUCAUUUGUUACAGGCAGCAAAGUUAUUGCAAUUACGUAAAAAUACCCCUGAUGAUAUUGAAAUUAUUUAUGAAAUUUGUUACGCCUUGAAACCAAUUCAAAUUCAAAAAUUGAUCUCACAAUACUAUGUCGCCGAUUAUGAAACACCAAUAGCGCCAAAUGUUUUGCAAGCGGUUGCAGAUAGGGUUAAAGCUAAUGAUGGUACAAACAAUGAUGAUUUGUUUGAAUUAGUGUCAACUGAUGGACAUUUCAACGAUCCAUUUAGAUCAGUAAAUUUAAGACCAUUUUCAAGAGUCGAAGCAUACGUACCAGCAUGGUUAAGUUUACCAGUAAUAAGAAGAAUUGUCGAAUUAGUAGCCAAGAAUGCAUCUGUCCAAGAAUCGAAUAAUUUCGAUGAAAAGGAAGAAAUGAAUGGAUUUGAAAAUGAAGUUCCUACAACAGCCCAAGUAUAG